AUAAACCUCAACACACUGUCCUUGAGGUAGCUGUGGGACAGACAGAAAGUUCAGGAGACACGAGAUAAAGAUUUCCCUUUUCGCAGGAGAUGGGCUCGGGCAAGACGACGCUGCUCAGUGUUCUCUCUGGAAGGCAGCCCGUGCGGGCGGGCACCGUCAAGAUGAACGGGAUGCCACUCAACAAGCGCCUGCGCCGCAGCAUCUGCUACGUCAUGCAGCAGGACAUCUUCUUUGCCAACCUGACGCUGAGGGACACUCUCAUGUACCAGGCCCACCUCAAGCUGCCCAGUACCAUGAAGCAGCACGAGAAGGAGAAGAUAGUGACCAGUCUGGUGGAGGAGCUGGACAUCACAAAAUGCUACAACACGAUUAUCGGCGACGAUUUUAAACGCGGGCUCUCUGGAGGGGAACGUAAACGCGCCAAUAUUGCCUGUGAGCUUUUGUCUGACCCAGCUGUCAUGCUGCUUGAUGAGCCGACCUCGGGCCUAGACUCCAGUACGGCCUACAGCCUGUGCUGCACCCUCAGGCGGUACGUGCUGAGACACUGCAAGACUGUGGUCUCCUCCAUCCACCAGCCGUCCUCCCAGAUCUACCACAUGUUCGACAAGAUCCUGCUGAUGAGCGACGGAGAGAUUGCCUACUACGGAGCUGCUGCCCAGAUCCUGGACUUUUUUGGAGCAUUGGGUCUGCACUGUAACCCACACUACAACCCUGCGGACUUCAUCUUGGACAAGAUCAAAGAAUCCACCGAGGUCAGGAACAGGAUCGUGCAAUCCUCGAAUGAGUUACGAAAGUCCAGCCCGGAAUCGCCACUGGAUCCCAGCUUCAGGGAUGAAUCAGAUCAGAAACUCCCGAACGGACUCUCGCUGAAUGAGUACAGGGUCGCGAAAUUCACACACAAGCAAGAUUCGGAAGAGAAACCAGAAAGGAAGUGGCCCUCCUCAUAUUGGAUGCAGUACCGCACCCUGACGUUGCGAAACUUCAAGCAACAGCGGGAGGUGAUCCUGUCCUGGCUGAACUUGGUCCAGACUCUCAGUAUGGCCAUUGUCCCCGGAGUGAUCUGGUGGCAGAUUCCUAAGGUUGAGGAACAGAUCCAAGCCACAUCAGGACUGAUGUACUUUAUCCUUCUUUACUGGGCGUUUACUCCAAUCUUCCACACCUUAACCACAUUCCCACUGGAACGCCCAAUCAUUAACAAGGAGAGGCUCUCUGGUUCCUACCGUCUCUCUGCCUAUUACCUGGCGAAGAUGACGAGUGAGCUGCCCUUAAUAGUCAUCCAGCCCAUCGUCAGCAUCACCAUUGCCUUCUGGAUGGGUGGGCUCAAUGGAGUCAUCGCCUACUUUGUGGAUUUAGCCAUGAUCAUUCUUGGAUCGGUGACAGCACAAUCUAUCGGCCUGUUCGCCAGUGCCCUCUUCCUCCGGAUUGACCAGUCCAUCAUCUUCGCUACAAUCUUCAUGCUGACCACUCUGCUGCUUGGAGGAUUCUACAUCCAACAUCUGCCUGCCUGGCUCACCUGGGCCCGCUACUUUGCGUUCGUCCUCUACCCCUUCCACGUGAUGCUCAGUGUUGAAUUCUCCAACGAUCAUUACAUUCUAUGCAAAGCAGAGAACUCGGCCUAUCAGUACUGCAACCUGGCCAGAAACACAACUAACAGCUCCGUCUACAUCCCCAGGGACGAGAUCCUGGCCUUUUUCAACGUUACUCUCCCAAUCUGGGCCAACAUCCUCAUUCUCCUCCUGUUUAUGGUGACUUUCCGAAUUGCCUGCUAUCUUCUGCUCAGAUUCUAUCGGAAGCCAUGAUCGCACCUUCUGCAAUUUCCCUUCUGGGCUUGGGCCUGGAGGGGGAAGGGGAAGGGGGUGAAAUCUGGAUCAGGUACAGAAGGGAAUAUGUUCAAUGCUGGCUGCUGCUCCAUGGAGGGACAGGACGUGUGCACCAUCAGUUGGCUUAUGGGAUCUAGGGGAAACCAUGCAGCCACCAUACUCUUUCUCUCUCUCUCUUCUCCCUCCCCAAAAAAGAAAGCCUGUGCCACAGGAACUGGAGGCGGCCAUUCAGCCCCUUCUGUAGUCUGUCCCACAGGAACUGGAGAAUGCCUGCUAGUCUACUUUAGGAACUCAAUGGCCCCAUCCAUUGAAGUUAAUUGACAAGGAAAUCUCUCGAUUAACUUCCACUCCCCACUAAUUGAAACAAAAGGUGAUAAGCUGUGGGAGUGAGGUACUAUUGCAACUUGACUGUCUUCCCCACUACCGGUUUCUCUGGGAAUGCUUCAGCUGAUUCAGAGAUUUGUGGAGUGGAGGGAGUGACUGGGAGUGGGGGAGACAGGUGUUCUCACAAGUGAAGGAAGGAGCUUGUAAACUGUCUGAACUAUGAUGGGAUAUUGUGUUAUGAGCGGAUCCAAGCUUUAUUUGUUCCCAAGUGCCUUUAGAUGGCGUUUUGAAUGUCUCUACACCCCUCUAGCUGAAGAGGUGUGUAAUUGCUGCUGUUUGCAGUUUAGACCUGAAUCUGCACUUUAAAUCAGUGAAUGCUGCUCACUCCAAUUCCCUCGAGUGUAAAAUAAUUAAACUAUAUAUUGAGCUCUUUGGUCAGUCUAUACCAAAGCAGUGCAAUAAAAUAUUUCUAUCCCUU
Hemiscyllium ocellatum (epaulette shark) is the source of this 2622-nucleotide messenger RNA. RefSeq lists its product as uncharacterized. Lineage: Eukaryota; Metazoa; Chordata; Chondrichthyes; Orectolobiformes; Hemiscylliidae. The coding region runs from base 90 to 1799 and encodes 569 amino acids. Gene Ontology annotation, cellular component: plasma membrane. The record is from RefSeq and is a predicted model, not a curated record. The transcript has 13 exons. Gene Ontology annotation, molecular function: ABC-type transporter activity; ATP hydrolysis activity; ATP binding.